Messenger RNA from Heterobilharzia americana, 3168 nucleotides. The record is from the annotation of a GenBank genome assembly. NCBI's taxonomy places the organism in Eukaryota, Metazoa, Platyhelminthes, Trematoda, Strigeidida, Schistosomatidae.
AUGAUGGAAAACAGUGACUCUGAAUCAUCUGUUGAUCAUAACAGUUUUGCUUCAGUAAUUAAUCUGUAUGAACAACGGAGUGUGAAUACGGUCACACCAAUAAAUAUGCACAGUAAUAUACAAAACAAUAAAGAAAUUUGUGUCCUCAGAAAAGAGUCUUCUCAGAAUCUUGAUGACAUACAGUUACCUGCUGGUCCACAUGUAUCAGAUUUAGAAAACCGCUCUUCGAAUAAUUCAGAUGAUGCUCACGUUCAAGAGGAUAAUACCAUUCCAUUAAAUUUCACCCCUAUGUACCUCAGUGACAAUUCAAAAAGUAUUGAAACACCAUUUAAAUUGAAAGAGGAUUUGUCUUCAAGUCGAAAUUUAUUAUUCACUGAGAAAAACAUCUAUGCAAAUUCACCGACAUUAUUUCCUCUGGAUACUAUAACCAAUUUGCAUAUUCCACAGUAUAGACCAUUACCUCCGCAUAAAUUAGGCAUUAUAUCAGAAGAUUUAAGUUCAGCAUUUCCUGUCUUGGAUUUUGUCUCACAAAGACAACAUCACCAUCAGCAAGAACAUCGACAAAACAAUUGUAUGUCAUCAAUAUCAACAUCAUCAGCAACAAUGACUGCAGACAUUUCAGUGGCAUUAUCACCAUCCUUAGUUAAUACGUCACUAACAAAUUAUGAAAAUCAACAAAUGAAUACUUUUGACAACCUAUUAACACAUUCAUAUGAUAAAGGUUCUAUGCGAUUAUCCUUUUUUGAUAAUACAAGUCAAAAUUAUCCUGUUUAUUACAAUCAAAGAUAUCUGAUCACAAUAAAUCGCAGUGUGAAUAGAGGAGAUCAGUUAUCUUCAGCAAAAUUUUCACAUCCUGGAGGUGAUUCAGGCAUCAGUAAUACAAGUCCAGAUACUUAUAGCCUUUCAGAACCGGGCCUCGUCACUUCAAUACCUCAAUAUCCCUUGGAUACCAGUGACAAUUACCAGCAAAGAAAGACCUAUGUCUCCUCACAAACUGUACCAAACCAUACACUGGAUUAUGUUUCUGUACCCAAAAGUGAUAAUAAUCAUAAAUCACGACAUAAAAUAUUUUCAGAUCCUUAUACAAUACGUAAUCAAUAUCUAAUUACUACCAGAGAAAUUUUGGACGAAAAUGUCUGUAAGCCCAGCACUUCAACCAACUAUUCUUACAUAAAAAGGAAGAGAAGUUAUGAUAAAAAACUUCAUAAGAUCUGGCAAACGUAUGAAAAUCGCUUAAAUGACUUCAAUGAAAUUACUUCAUCUUCAUCCUUGUCAUCAUCAGCUUCAUUGGGAUCUUCGUCUACAUCACCUACACCUUCAUCGUCAUCGUCAUCCUCGACGUCAACCGAUUCAUCAAGAAAUGAAUUAUUUUUUGUCAGUUUAAAUAAAACCUGUAGAAGUGAAUUACCUGAUAAUGACAAUGAUAAUUGUCAACGAGAUGUAGUUAGUAAAGGAAUAAUACAUCAUACACAAUCUUCUACUGCUACUUUUCAGUCAGUUGGUAAAAGAGAAUAUAAAGUCAGACGGAAAUUAAAGAAAAACAAUAAAAACUCUUCUGUUGUUGAUGAAAGCAAUAAACAAAUCACUAAUCUGAUCAAGAUAAUUUACGGGAUUUUACUAACUACUAUUGGAUUUCUGUUGAUCUGUGCACAAAUUGGAGGAAAUUACACAGUAUCAGUUGUCUUAGAGGCUUUUAUCAACUUCCUUCUGGUUGGACAACUUUUAUAUUUUAUAACGUUCUAUAUUACCAACUAUUAUAAGACAUGCAGUUCAUACUGUAGUUGUUAUUUGUCGAAAAGUAGUCGAUACAAUCUACAUCAAUUUCCCUAUCAUCAAAAUAAAAAAACUAGUUCACUAUUCAAAAGCAAAUGGAAUCAAACAAGGAAGGAUAGUCAAGUAGAUCAUUUUAAAUCAUGUCAGAUCAUCAGCCAGAGUAAUAUUGGCCAUCAAAAUCAAGGCAUAGGAUCUUCUAAAAAGUCUAUUGUUAUAUUCCAACCAGAUAAUUCACAGUGUUAUAAACUGGCAACAUUUAAAAAGGCAAAAAUGCAACAAUCUCAGGCUGAUAUUAUGAAUCAGAAGAAGAGCACGUUUUCAAAUGAUAAACACAUGAAACAUGUACAUUCUACACCUAAACUAAAUUUACGCUGUGAAUACAUAAUUCAAGGAUGUUUCUACAUUGGAAGUUUAGUCAGUGUGAUUUAUUAUACAAAUAUAUUUGUUAAAAUAUUUUAUACUGGUGUAUUGAAUACUAAUUUGGAAAUAUUUUGGCCAAUAAAUAAGAAUACUUGGAAUCAGUACACAAAAGUCAAUACAGGUCAUGACAAGAAGAAUAAUAUCAUAACAACAAAAAUUGAUGAUCAGCAUCAUCAUGAUUAUGACAAUCAACAGAAUAAUAACUAUCAUGGCGUCAACUUUAUAAAAAAUAUUUACAGUUAUAAUUAUAAUAACUUUUAUUCAUACAACUUAAUCCCUGAUGGUCUAAUUAUGCUAAAGAACAGUCCAUUCAUGAUACAUCCUAAUAAUAAUUUAAAUGCUACAGUAUUUAAUAAUUAUAUGAACACUACAAUUACUGAAUCAUUUAAACAAAAUACCAGUGUUCAACAGAUUAUUUACUUGAAUUGGUUACAGUUAGCCAACAAUGCAUUAUGGAUUCUACUGAUCAUUAUACAGAUACCAUUUAUGAUAAGAUUAAAAAAAACGUUUCCAAAAAUGCUGAGACCGUAUAGUGGCCUGUUAUUCGUGCAUAUUAUCGCAGCAAAUCUAAUUGGUUGGUUUUAUGUAACUUAUGAAGGAACUGAAAACUACAUCAACACGUAUAAUGACAAUAUACAGAAUAGGACAAAAGAAAUCAAUGAUAGUUCAUCAAAAAAUUUUGCUAAAUUUUGGACUCUACAAGUGAAUCGAAACCCAAAUGCUUACCUUCUCAACGCCGUUGCACAGUCGCAUAUUUUCAUCGUGGUCUUAUUAUGGAUUAAUUGGAACACUCAGAAAUUGGUCAGAGUAAUUCUAGAUGCCGAGAUUAAUGAACCUAAAAGAAAUCGUCUUGUUCACUGGGAGAAAGAAGAUUAUUCAUCUCCAUCAUCUAUUAAUCAACCAGAUCCAUUGAUGGACUUACAAAUACCCGAACAACAUCGAAAUUAAAUUAUCAUUAUUAUUAUUAUUACUUCC